AUGUUAGAUGAGUAUGAUGGAUUAGUUCUAAAUGAUUUACUCUCAUCCGAUGAUGAAAAAGACGAAGAAGAAACAAAGAAACCAAUUCAGAAAUGUACAAAACGGAAAGAUGAAUUAUUUUUAAAACGUUUGUCUUUGUGUCGUGAGAAACGUGUUGAAUAUGCAAAAAUUGGAACAAAUAAGCGAAUUAAACAUUUACAAAAAGAAGUUAAUAAACAAGUGCGGCAUCAGUUUCAACUGCCACAUUCCAUGACACCUUUAGAUGAACAAAUAUUACAAACACUAUCACCAUCGUCUCCUUCCGUGCCACUUUCGUCUUCUGAACGUCUGAAAGAGAAAGAAAAGAAGAAUUUUGAUAGUGCUGAAGAACUAAACGCCUAUGUUGCUCAAUACGACCAUUUAGACCUAGAUGAACGUCUGAUCGAUGAACAAAAUUUAGAAUUAAAACAGUUAGAACAAAAAUUAGAUGAUAAUAUUGAAAAAGGCCAAAUACAACAAGCAGAAAGGAUCAGUGACGAACUAUUAAGAUGCAAAGCAAGAACACGAGUAAAAUUAGGUUUGAGAACAAAACAUUUGAAUGAUUUAUUGAAAGAUCGAUAUCGUAAACAAAAAGAGAAAGAGAAACGAAAAAAAGAAAAAUUAGCUCGAAGCGGCAUUAGACCAAAACAAAGAUGGGAAACCAAAGCAAAUAUGUAA
Molecule: messenger RNA, 696 nt
Organism: Didymodactylos carnosus
Lineage: Eukaryota; Metazoa; Rotifera; Eurotatoria; Philodinida; Philodinidae
Source: the annotation of a GenBank genome assembly